ACGUGCGUCGCCUGCCUUCUCCUCUAGCCGCCUGGGUUUCGUAGCGGAGGUGCUGGCUGGAGACCCUGGACCUCCCGAUGCCGCUAGGAGCCAGGACUCCUAGUUCCUCUGCCUUCGUCGGGCCCAAAGGCCGGAUCCCCUAGGCGGGAAGGGAGUGGCCGCUGUCUUGUCUAUACCGUAGAUAGGACUGCAGCCGGGUGGCAAGUGUGUGGGACAUGCUGCGGUUGCCGGCUCGCUCCGGGGCUGCUGCCCGGCGCGCUUUUGCCUUUCUUUCAGCCCGGCUUCUCUCUCGGAACAGCUCUUCCCCGAGGCGGCCCCCUUGGAAGGCGGGGCCCCGGCCUGAGGCCCGGCCGGGGGGAGCGGAGCUUCUCCGCCUCCGGGAGGACGACCUGCCCCUGGUCGGGCGGCAGGAAGUCUUGUUCGGGCUGGCGCCCUGUGCUUUAGCCCUGCGGGCCUCCCGUCGGAAUAUGGCCCGUCUCCUUCUCCAUGAGGGAGGCGCGGGACACGGGGCGCGGGCCGAACUGGCCCGAGCCGCCGAGGCUCUGGGCGUCCCGGUGCAGCUGAUGCGGCGGCGGGAGCUGGAUGCCUUGUGCCGGGGUCAAGUUCAUCAGGGCGUGUGUAUGGAGGUGGCCCCGCUACUCCCCAAAGCCUGGCCGGAGGGCAGAGAGGACGGGCCGGCGGAGGGGCCUGCGGCGCGGCGCCUGUGGCUAAUCCUGCAGGAGAUCCAGGACCCUCGGAAUCUGGGCGCCGUGCUGCGCACCGCGCACUUCCUGGGCGUGGACAAGGUCAUUACCAGCCGGAGGAACAGUUGCCCCCUGACCCCAGUGGUUAGCAAGGCCAGUGCAGGAGUCAUGGAAGUAAUGGAUGUCUUUGCAACUGAUGAUCUUCCAGGCUUGCUGAAGGCUAAGGCUCAACAAGGCUGGCUUGUGGCUGGCACUGUGGGCUGUCCAGGGUCUGGGAUUGCUCAGUGCUCUAACAUCCCCAUUGCCAGUUGUGUAGAGUUCCUCUGGGACCGAUCUACUCUCCUGGUGUUAGGAAAUGAAGGUUCUGGGCUAUCCCAUGAAGUCAGAAGCUUGUGUCAUGUUCUACUAACCAUCCGACCUGGGCGGGAGCUCACCCCAGAAGUGGAGUCCUUGAAUGUCUCUGUGGCUGCAGGGAUCCUUCUCCAUUCCAUCAUCAGCCAGAGGAAGGGACAGGAAGACUUGCUUGACAAAGAAACAAGUGUUGUUGUUGGUGACUCUCAGGAAUCCCCAGCUUCUUCUGAAGAACCUGAGGCUGGAGCCAGCCAAGGCCCAAGGGUAUGGGCACCAGCUGCGGAUGCAGAGGCUGGAUCAGGAAGAGAGAGACUGCUGGGGGGGCUGAUUGCGUUGUUGGGCAUCUGCUCGCUUCUGGGUUGCCUGUGUGCACAUGGGUGUAUCUGCCUUUGGUCAUUCUUUUCAACAUGAGUGGGGCUGGUGUUCCUCUGCCUCCCCUGCCAUGAAGUGAAGCCUUUCUGGAUCCUCUUCUGGCCUCUAGAGGCCCUGUUUCUGCCGUUGCCCCAACCACUUUGUAUCUGUUGUAAGCUCCACGAGGGCAGGACUGUUUCACUUUUGUCUUUGUAUAUCAGGAUAGCUGAGAAUUUGAGUACUGGGCAAGUCCAAGUACAUUUGAGUCCCUGAGAGUGUGUUUUUGAGUGUGUUCACACGCUCACAAACCAUACCAAUGUCAGCCCACACUGGGGGUCUUCAGUAUAGGAGCUGGUGGGAGGGAAUUCAUGGUAUCAUUGAGCUUUGCUGGAAGCAAAGUGACUUUGACAAUAGCCACUUGUUCACUUUGUGGUGGGGAGGAUGGGACAGAGUGUGCCUCACCUUUCUUCUCCAAGGACAAGGGGACCGUAAAUGCCUGGACUGAGGCACACUGGAUAGCCUGUUGGACUUAGAGUCAAGAAGCCCUGGGUUCGAAUCCUGUUUCAGACUCUGGGCAAUUCACUAUACCCCUUGUCCCUCAGUUUCCUCAUCUGUAAAGUGACGGCACCUCCCUUGAAGGGUUGACGUAAGGAACAAAUACACCUGACAUGGUUUGUAAGCCCCGAAGUGCUAUCUAAAUGUGAGCUGCUAUUAAACUUAUGUGUGUAUGUGUGUA
This is a messenger RNA of Vombatus ursinus (common wombat), 2121 nucleotides long. It is a transcript of the gene MRM1, whose product is annotated as mitochondrial rRNA methyltransferase 1. Gene Ontology annotation, molecular function: RNA binding; RNA methyltransferase activity. Gene Ontology annotation, cellular component: mitochondrion. Gene Ontology annotation, biological process: rRNA methylation. NCBI's taxonomy places the organism in Eukaryota, Metazoa, Chordata, Mammalia, Diprotodontia, Vombatidae. Bases 216 to 1445 code for a protein of 409 amino acids. The record is from RefSeq and is a predicted model, not a curated record. The transcript has 5 exons.